Amorphotheca resinae ATCC 22711 is the source of this 801-nucleotide messenger RNA. RefSeq lists its product as hypothetical. Gene Ontology annotation, molecular function: translation initiation factor activity; RNA 7-methylguanosine cap binding. The coding region runs from base 1 to 801 and encodes 266 amino acids. Lineage: Eukaryota; Fungi; Ascomycota; Leotiomycetes; Helotiales; Amorphothecaceae. The record is from RefSeq and is a predicted model, not a curated record. Gene Ontology annotation, biological process: translational initiation. Gene Ontology annotation, cellular component: eukaryotic translation initiation factor 4F complex; cytoplasm. The transcript is spliced from 3 exons.
AUGGCAGCAACUGUCGCUCAACCACCAGUGAAUGGUGAUGCGAAACCCUCUUCUCCAGUUGACUUGUCCACCAUUCCUAUCUCACCAGAGGGCGGCAACACGGAUGAGAACAAGAAGCCCAACGGGGAGAAGGCAGAUGGCGAGCAGAUCACGGUCUUCCAUGACAAGGACAACUUCAAUGUCAAGCACCCACUGAUGCACAAGUGGACUCUCUGGUUCACAAAGCCACCCAGUGGCAAGGGUGACAACUGGAAUGAUCUGCUCAAGGAGGUCAUCACUUUCAACUCUGUCGAGGAAUUCUGGGGUGUCUAUAACAACAUUGCCCCCGUCUCCGAAUUGGCCCUUAAAUCCGACUACCACCUUUUCAAGGAAGGAGUUCGACCGGAAUGGGAGGACCAGCAAAACAAGCACGGUGGAAAAUGGUCCUAUCAAUUCAAGGAUAAGCGCAACAUUCCUAUCGAUGAGCUCUGGCUCCACGUUAUGCUUGCAGCAAUCGGCGAGACACUCGAGGAAGAGGGCGACGGAGAACUCAUGGGCGUCGUCGUGAAUGUCAGAAAGGGCUUCUACCGUAUCGGUAUCUGGACCCGUACAAUUGGCAAGAGCAUUCCAGGUGGCGGUGAUGGCGAUGUUGCUGGUGGCAAGGGCCGAUCCACUGAGAAGGGCAAGGAAGUUCUCAUGAAUAUUGGCCGAAAGUUUAAGGAGGUCUUGAGGCUACCUUCUUCCGAGGUUGUCGAUUUCUCCGGUCAUACAGAGAGUGCUCACAGUGGAAGCACACGAGCCAAGGCCAAGUACACGGUCUAG